Etheostoma cragini (Arkansas darter) is the source of this 4054-nucleotide messenger RNA. RefSeq names its product UV radiation resistance associated gene (gene uvrag). Bases 234 to 2471 code for a protein of 745 amino acids. The transcript is spliced from 15 exons. The record is from RefSeq and is a predicted model, not a curated record. Gene Ontology annotation, biological process: SNARE complex assembly. Gene Ontology annotation, cellular component: lytic vacuole; endosome. Gene Ontology annotation, molecular function: SNARE binding. NCBI's taxonomy places the organism in Eukaryota, Metazoa, Chordata, Actinopteri, Perciformes, Percidae.
CCACCCAACCGGAGACGGAUUUCCGAACCGAAGUGUAGCAAGCCUGUACUGUACUUUGUUUACGUCCAGUUGGUUAGCUGACAGCUGUUGUAGAGCUUUACCCUCACAAACAACCGUGUCUGUAUGUCUCUAGUGGUUGCCUCGGACUUCGCAAACUUUAAACCGAGUGUUCUGGAUGCCCUGGAUGGGAUGUUUUGUUGAAUGAGGGGGACCCGCUAGAUGCCGACAGGAGGAUGAACUCCAUCACCGGUCGGGUUCUCGCCAUCCCCGCCGCCUCUGUCACCAACUCUGGAGCUUCAUCCUCUCGAGCAUUACAUGUAGAGCUCACAUCCCAGCAGAGACGGUUGCGUCAUCUUCGGAGCAUCGCGGCCAGAAACAUUGUCAACAAGAAUGGCUCCCCGCUGCUGGACACUUACUUCACCCUCCACCUCUGCAUAGGAGACCGCAUCUCUAGAGAUUUUUACAAGAGUGAAGUCAUACGAGACUCGCUGAAUCCGACGUGGCGGAGCCUGGACUUUGGCAUGCUGCCGGACCUUCUGGACACCUCGGUGUCUUGCUUCGUGGUGAGGAUCUGGGGAGGACAGGAGGAACAGUACCAGCUCCUCAUAGAAUGGAAGGUCAAUCUGGAUGGCCUCAGAUACACAGGGCAGCAGAUUCGGUCCAGGAAUCCAAAUGAGAUAAUAUUUGGAUUGAAUGAUGGCUACUAUGCAGCUGACUUUGAUCAUAAGGACCAGUCAGAGCGGAAGAAAAACAGUCUGCUUCAAGUCGACCAGAGUUCAGUCAGAAACUCCUACAGUGUGUUCUCUUUGCUCAGACUUCACACAGCCCAGAGAGCCAUCAAGCAGACCCAAGUGACAGUGCAAAAGAUCGGGAAGGAGAUCGAGGAAAAGCUAAGGACGACUGCAACCUGCACGGAGCGGAAGAAAGAGCGGGAGUGCAUGCAGCUGCGGCUAGCCGUGCUGCGCAGUGAACUGCAGCGGCAGAGGAAGGCGCUUGGCAGGGAGAUAGACCUGCGGCAGAAGGACAACGCACAGCUUCAGAAGAAAGAGGACGCAUUCUCUGCUCAGCACGAGGGUCUGAAGGAGGAGAAAGAAUCCUUAACCAAGCUGCAGAAGGAAUGCACUGCCAAGAGAGAGCAGUUCCUCAAGUCCAACGCCCAGCUCACCUUCCGCUGCCGCCAGCUCCUCUCUGAGCUUUCCUACAUCUACCCCAUUGAUGUGGCUAAUCAGUCCGAUUAUGUCAUCUGCGGAGUGAAGCUGCCAAACUCUGAAGAUUUUCAAGCUAAGGAUGAUGGGAGCGUGGCCGUCGCCCUGGGUUACACGUCGCACCUGGUCCUGAUGAUCUCGUGCUUCCUGCAGAUCCCUCUUCGAUAUCCGGUGAUCCACAAGGGUUCACGCUCCUCCAUCAAGGACACCAUCACCGACAGACUCACUGAGAAGGAGCGAGAAUUCCCUUUGUACCCCAGAGGAGAGCGCUUUCAUUUUGAAUAUGGUGUCUACUUACUCAACAAGAACAUUGCCCAGCUGAGAUAUCAACAUGGCUUGACCACCCCAGACCUGCAGCAGACAUUACCCAACCUGAAGAACUUUCUGGAGCAUGGUCUGCUGGUCCGAUGUGACAGACACCAGGUCUCAAGCACCAUCCCAGUUCCGACCAAGUCUCAGCUUGGUGUGUCUGCUGCCUCAGAGACAGACUACCCCCGCCAAACCAGCUCCCCAGACCGAGGCCUUAGAAAAAGAGCGAGCUCAGAAGCCGAUAAGUACAAGCCAACUCCUUCCCCCAGUCGUAACACAGCUGUGGGGGAAGAGCAGCCCCCGGUUGGCCUGGCACCACCCUCGCCUUCACCUAAACACCUAUCCUCCUCCCUUGAUGCCGGCAUGACCUCACUUAACCUGGCAAAGACUACGGAGUACAACAAGGAGGGAGAGCAGAAGGAGGAGAAGAAGGAGGGAGAGGAGACACCUGCUGAGACAGCUGAUGAGGUGGAGAGACGCAGAAGCGUUGACAGAGACUCUGAAGUAGAAAAAGAAGAAGAGACUGAGGUGCAACUGCCCACUGGCACCAUUUCGCCCAACUCUUUUACAGUGCAGGACACUUGUGAUGAAACUGUUCCAGUUAGUCAACACACAGGAGCCAUGAACGGUUCGUUGGUACCAGCACAGGCACCUGUUAGCCUGGUCCCAGAGGUGGGUUGCUCUGUGGAGCAAGCUGAGGAGAUCAUGGGCACAGAGGCCACAGGUUUAGGUUUGGGGUUGGGGAUAGGGUUGGGGUUAGGGUUAGGGCUAGCAGAUGAGGCCCAGAUGGAAGACUACCGCUGCAUCCCUGUGGACCACGCAGUAGCUGUGGAGUGUGAUGAACAGGUGCUGGGAGAACUGGACGUCGCUGGCUUUGAGGAGUUCUCCAGACGCAUCUAUGCACUAAAUGAGAACAUGUCCAGCUUCCGCAGGCCACGCAAGAACUCUGAUAAGUGAGGCAGAGGACCUAAAGAGAGAUGAAGGCACGAAAAAACUUGCAUAGGGGGUUUGGACAAAUAGAAGGAAGGGACAUGAGGACAAGGGUGGGGUCCCCACUCCCUUAUUGCAGCAUCAAAAAUCAUCUGAGCUAUUCUGGAAUAAUGACCAAUUUGCACUUGUAAACAGUUCCAUGGUAAUCUUUUAAAUGGAAUACAGUUAAAAGUGCAAGUAUCGGGACAGUAAGCUUUUAUUUUAUUUUUGAUGCCAGCAUUAAUAUAUUUUUAACAGUGGAUGGCGCAAUGAAUCAUCAUUCAUACAUUUUUAUUCACAAAAUAAUUUGGCCUCCCAAAGUACAGUUAUUGUAGUCUGUUGGUCCAUAACAGGGGACCAUUAAUGUCAAAUGACAAACUGUGUACAGCAUCACUCAUGCUCUGUUAUCAAACUCUUACUGCAAUAACAGCCCAGAUUCACAUCCACAAUACAUCAGUGUAUAAAGAUAUUUCAAUGCAGCUGCUUUUUGUGAAAUCUUUUCAAUCAUAGAAUCAUUAACAAACAGUACGCGCACACAUCGAAAGGUUUUAUCAACAUUAGCUGUCCCAGUACUUGCACCUUUUGAGUGUUCAAAUAAAUGUUUAGACGCUUCCCGAGCCUUCAUUCAGGGUGCAUGACAGUUGGUGUGUGUAGGAGGGAGGACGGGAUGUGAAUGUGUGUGCCGGGGCUUCACAUUAGCAUGCAGCCGCAGUCACACAAUCGCAGUUAGGUUUCAAGUAACCCCACCAAUGACCUUUGGACGCGGCAUGGUUUCGCCACCACAAAGUGAGGUGGGAGCCGGAGGCAGUAGCCCAAUCAGAGACUCCCUAACUGUGACCCACGGCGCCCCCCCUCAGCAGCUCAAACCAGCCGUCAUUCACACGGAGUUAGGGUUCUCCUUCAGGUCUUUAGAUGUGGAUCAGGUGACAGGUUUGAGUGUACAGCACAUGGCAGGGAUACAGUGCAAAUCUUUUUCUGUCCAUCUCCAUGUCCUGCUUUUCUCAUUUUAUUUUUUUGCGUUUUAAUAAACCCCAUCAUUAUUAACAUCAAUGUUAAUGUUACGGCCACUGACUCAUAUUCAGUAGACCAAAAAAUUAAAUUGUGUGUUCUGUUGGAAUGUCUCACUCAGGCUAUACUUUAAGUUUUAAUAGCAAGUGUCUCAAACCCAUUGUCUGUGAUUUUGUCCCAUGUCUGUAUGUUCUGAAUGCUUCUUGCACAGGUAUUCAAUUAUUGCGUUAUUUAUGUCUCAACAAUUUGUUUUGAAGAAAAUCAAUAUUUAGUUUUAUGUUACCCACUCACAUGGGAUGUCGCUAAUUAAUAAUGUCAAAUGUUAAACUGAUUUACCAGUGUCUGCCCCUCAGUAAAAAGAUGGACUCUCCACCGGCUGCCCACUUUGUAUUUCAUAUGCAGUACCGUGGUGGCUGACUGUUUAGAAGUAUUGUAUUAAAACUAAAAGAUGAACCAUGUUAAAUCAUUUCCAUAAAAUGCUAUACAGUUCAGUAAGUGACCAUGUACAGAUACUUUUGUAUGGAGGGUUUCUUUUGUUAUUAAAGACUUGCAGUCCAAUGGCA